AUGGCACAAUUUGGAGAGGAGUUGCUGUCAGUUCCUGGCUAUUUGCGGGAGGAGCUCUACAGAACCCUUUUGGCAUAUUGUGACCUGGAGGAAGAUGGAUGUAUGGAGAAGAUGUGUCGCAGCUACUUGGAUCCGGAGUAUGUCUACCUUCUCGAGGGCGUGGACAGUGAAGCUGGAUACUGGCAACUGCAAAGCACCACAGCGGAGCUCCAACAGCUGUUUAAAGAAGAUGCUGCUUUUAAGCUGGUUGGGCGCAUCCGACACCCACACAGGUCUCACGAAAGCGAGUAUGCUGGGGUCAUUGAACUUGCAUUUCGAGGGUCAGAUCGUGUGGCGCACAUGCUGAUUAAUGCGGUAACUUUCCUAGUUGCGACUGAAAUUGGAGGCUGCAUUGGCAAGGUGCAUCAGGGAUUUCAGAUGGCAUAUUUGACCUUGAGGGCGGACAUGCUUCAAAAGAUUGAGGCCGGAUUAACGAACCAAGGGAUCAGCAAGCAAGCAUCAUUGCUCGUUCGGGCAACAGGGCACAGCCUGGGGGGGGCACUGGCAACAUUGUGCUCAUACGACCUCGCCCACCAGCACCAUUGGGAGAAUGUGUCAAUCCAAUGCGUGACUUGGGGUUGCCCCCGCGUUGGAAACAGGGAUUUUGCAAACGCAUGUUAUCAGGCUGUACCCCGAUAUGGCCGGUACAUCAACAAGAUGGAUAUCCCAUCAUGCUGGCCAGGCAAUCCAAAAGACCCACAUGAUUACUACAAUCGUGUGCGAUCAGUCGUGGGUGCGGCUAGCUCACCAUUUUGCGCAUUGAUGAAGGCUACUGACUACCACCAUGCUUGUCCGUGCGUUGUGCUAGAUCCUAACACCAGUACCUCCCUACAUGUGAUGAUUGCUGGUAUGGAGGUGGCAGCAUUUGCACGAGACGGAAAUUCUGCUGCUGCUACUGCCCUUUUAAAGCCCCACUCGGUAAAAGGAUAUGUGGAGGCUCUCGCACAUGCGUUGGAGGCCACGAAGCUCCGAUUGGACAGUGAGUGGGCAAAACUGCCCUCAGUAGGCACUUGGUUGAUGCCGUACCCCGUGGAGGAAGAGUCGCCGAAGCAGGACACCAUUCCGAGCCAAUUCCUCAAGACAGUCAACGCGGAAACUCAGGACUUCCUGAAGUAUGGACUUUCGCUGCUAUCUUCUUUUAAGGGACGUGGUCCACGCGUCCUUCUUGACUGGCAUGAUGACAUCGGCAGAUACAGCAAGCAGCAGCUGGCAGCAAUGGGAGUUGAGCCGAACAGAUUUGAGAAGGUCCCACUGGAGACGAUCUUGAAAUCAAGCUCUGAGUUACUUCACACCGAAGAAGGCCGUUUAUUGUUAAGGCACGCUCAAGAGCAGCUGUUGACCAUGCUUCCCAUGCUCACAGUGGCCGCCCACGAGGAGUCUCGCCAAUCAAAGCAAUCGAGCAAGGUCCUGGCGCAGAUGGAGAAGCACGGUGUGGCUGCAAAGGUUCUGUCAUGGAGCCGCCAGAAGCUCAUGGAUGCUGAAAAAGAUCCCGAGAUGCUGCGCAACCUUCUUGCAUCCUUCAAAAUGGAGAGCCUCACAGAGCUUGGAACAGAAGUGUAUUUGACAAAUGCUGCUCGUCUCCGAUCGAUCACGGACAAGGUGGAUUUCUCGGACACGGUUGCCAGCAGUGCCAAAGGUUUGGGUUUGGUCUUUGAAGAUGGUGUGCUGAAACUGGAUGGGUUGAUUGCCAAGGGGCACCAGUACAUUGAAUCCGACAAGGGCACCGAACUCCUGAGAAAAGCGCAGGAAAAAGCGCUUGAUUUUACCAAAGCAGGCCUUUUUGAACAGGCCAAUGGGUAUAUCCAACAGCUGGAGCAAUCGGAGAACAGCAAGAACAGCAGACAAUUACUGGAGCAAGGCCGCGCCUUGCUCGCGUCGGCUGAAGAUGAUCCGGAUGCGUUGAAGAAGUGGUUGGCUUCUAUUGAGGCAUCAGAAGCAAAUCAAUGGCAAGAGUGGGGUGCCAAGAUGGUCUCCAACAACGAUGGAAAGAGAGAUGAAUUCAUCAAGACAGUGUCUGAUCAGUGCUCUGCCUUUCUGACUGAACAGUUGCGCAUCAUCAAGGUGCCAAAGAUAGAAAGCCCAGCAGAUGGGAGUGCGUACGAGUAUUGCAUUGAUAACAUUGACCUUUCAUCCUGUUCUGUCAGCAAGGAUGGGUUCUUCAUUGAUCUUAAGUCACCACGUGCAGAAGAUGCUGCUGACAUGGAGGGCUCGCCGGUCACAAGUGAGGAAGGGAAGAGACCCGUCAGCAGUGGCGAGAUUUUGCGAGUGACUGCAAAGGACAUCAAGGUCCGCAUACCGGAACUCAAAUGGCAGUAUAAGCAAAAAAAACUUUCCAUACUUCAAUGGGAAUGGCACAGCUGA
Durusdinium trenchii is the source of this 2400-nucleotide messenger RNA. The record is from the annotation of a GenBank genome assembly. NCBI's taxonomy places the organism in Eukaryota, Dinophyceae, Suessiales, Symbiodiniaceae.